GGUCCAAAUUUUGGCUAUGUGACCCGAGGGCCCUACGCAAUGGAGGUCACAGGGUUGGAUGCCUUUGGAAACCUGGAGGUGAGUCCCCCAGUCACCGUCAGAGGGAAGGAAUACCCACUGGGCAGGAUUCUCAUCGGGAGCAGUGGUUAUUCCAGCAUGGAGAGCCGGGACAUGAAUCAGGCCCUGCAGGACUUCCUGUGCGCCCAGCAGGUGCAGGCCCCUGUGAGGCUCUUCUCUGACUGGCUCUUUGUGGGUCACAUCGAUGAGUUCUUGAGUUUCGUCCCAGCACCCGACAGGCAGGGCUUUCGGCUGCUGAUGUCCAGCCCCAGAGCCUGCUACCAGCUAUUUCAGGAGCAGCAGAGUCAGGGCCACGGUGAGGCACUGCUUUUCGAGGGGAUCAAGAGAAAAAAACAGCAGACGAUCAAUGAUAUUCUGUCCAACAAGAAAUUAAGAGACCAGAAUGCCUACGUGGAGAGCUGUAUUGACUGGAAUCGGACGGUGCUGAAGCGGGAGCUGGGCCUGACAGAGGGUGAUAUCAUUGACAUCCCUCAGCUCUUCAAGCUCGUGUGGAACUCCAGAGAGAGGCCGAAGGCUGAAGCCUUCUUCCCAAACAUGGUGAACAUGCUGGUUCUGGGCAAGUACCUGGGCAUCCCCAAGCCCUUUGGGCCCAUCAUCAACGGCAGCUGCUGCCUGGAGGAGAAGGUACGCUCCCUGCUGGAGCCGCUGGGUCUACACUGCACCUUCAUCGAUGACUUCAUACCCUACCACAUGUACCACGGAGAAGUUCACUGUGGCACCAAUGUUCGAAGGAAACCCUUCACCUUCAAGUGGUGGCACAUGGUGCCCUGAGCCACUGCCUUUAGCAGCCUCCCUCAAAGAUUUCCCUGGCAGAGGUUGCUGGGCCCUCUGCAGGAAGGGGCAGCGAGAGAUCUGGGGAUGUUUGGGCUUCCCCGGGAGUGGCCACCCCUCCCUGCUGUGGCUUGCUUACGUCACCCAUCUUUGUACAUGCUAAA
Cricetulus griseus (Chinese hamster) is the source of this 1013-nucleotide messenger RNA. NCBI's taxonomy places the organism in Eukaryota, Metazoa, Chordata, Mammalia, Rodentia, Cricetidae. The record is from RefSeq and is a predicted model, not a curated record.